Hyposmocoma kahamanoa is the source of this 3319-nucleotide messenger RNA. RefSeq names its product peroxisomal membrane protein PEX14 (gene Pex14). Gene Ontology annotation, biological process: protein import into peroxisome matrix, docking. Gene Ontology annotation, cellular component: peroxisomal membrane; peroxisomal importomer complex. The record is from RefSeq and is a predicted model, not a curated record. The transcript is spliced from 6 exons. Gene Ontology annotation, molecular function: signaling receptor binding. Lineage: Eukaryota; Metazoa; Arthropoda; Insecta; Lepidoptera; Cosmopterigidae. Bases 32 to 775 code for a protein of 247 amino acids.
GCUGUUAUUUUUCUAGAGAAACCCGAAGAAAAUGGCUUCAGAUGUAUUGGCGAACGCGGGAUCUGAAAUUCGCGAGAAUCUGGUAACGACAGCCGUUAAGUUCCUGCAGAAUCCAAAUGUACAGCGGUGCACCAUGGAGAGCAAGGAACGGUUUCUACGUAACAAAGGUCUUACAGACUUAGAAGUACAUAAGGCUAUAGAGAAAUGCGCGGAGCUGUUAGACGUACCAUCGAUGACGUCAGAGCUCAUGGUCUUCCACCAAUCACGGCGGUCUUGGUUCAGAGAACAGUUCGCACCUAUUCUAGUCUACGGAGGAAUGGCAUAUGCUGCUUAUUUGUUCUAUAAGCAUUUCAUCCGACAACUUCUCUUCGUGACGGAACCAAAGAAAAAAUCAACAGCAGAAUGCAUCGACGAGCUUCGCAAGUCGUUGGACAUAUUAAACACGAGCGUGGCGUCUCUGCGCUGCGAUAUGCAAGCGCAGGCGCAUCAGAACCUUACGAGAUCACAGUUGGACAAUAUCAAAUCGGAUAUUGCGUCGGUCAAAGGAAUAUUGCUUAAUAGGAACCAAUUCCCCUCGCUAAAAACGCGUUCAGAGCCCCCCUCUAUCCCAGCGUGGCAGCGCCAAUCGGAAGAGGCCACCUCCACUGAACCCCCCGCUGAGGAAAAGAAGAAACCUCAUAGAAUCCGCAGUAACCGCUCAGAGUCAGGGGGAUCCAAUUCCAGUGAGGGAGAACAGGCUACAAAGAAUAGUGACAGCAGUUUGGAAAUUAUGUGAGUGAAAGGGAGGGAUAUAGUUUUAACAUGAACUUCGUAAUGAUGCUGCUAGUCUUGUAUAACCAUUUGAAGACAACGGUGAGUCAGCUUAGUAGUAACAUUCUCUAUUAAUUUGCCAAUGUCCACACAAUGUAUACGGCUAUAAUGUUAAUAUAUGUUUUGUUCGUAGAAAGUCUUAUCUAUUGGGGUUUUGUUUCAUUUGCUCGAAACUUUAUUUUAUGUAUUUUUAUUAAUGUGAAUAACAUAUGAAACUAUAUUUUAAUACGUCUCUUUGUAACAUAUUAAAAAAAUUCGAUGAAAUGUUUUUUUGGGCAAGGCUAGUGUGUGAAGUAAUUUUGAAAUCGUGUAUCAUUAAUUCAAUAAAGAUCAUAACUUUCUUUUGAAUACAGGUUGAUUGUAUGUAUGUGUGGAUCCCUCUCAAAUAGAUGUACCACCCAUACAUUUUGAUCCAUGGUGUAUAUGAACAUUUUGUAUGUGAUCACUGUUUUUUUUUCACGUGUAAUAUUAUAAAAUAAAUAUUUAUUGCAUCAUCUUUUCUAAUCUUUUAGUAACAAAGACAACAACUGCGUCUUUGAUUAUUUUUUAAAAUUUAUAUUUGUCUUAGUAAAUCGAUGAAUCGAUUCAGCGCACUCCGUUGUCAGUGAAUUUGUUUAUUACUAAGUACAUGAUUUCAAAAUUAACUGAUGGUUUUCUUAAAAUUUAUUGCCAAAUUAACUUUAUUUUAAAUUAGUAUUGUGUGAUGGCUCGUUGACAUAAUAAGGUACCUUGGUAUUAAUUAAGAUGUUGUACAGUUUUUUUAAGUGUUUUCCUUAGUACAUAAUCAUGUAUGAUAGAUAAACUACGGUCACUAUAUAAUCGUCUCUGACAGUCGAUAAAUAGUUCACUUAUUUUCUGCUCUUCCUUCUUGGGACAGGUUAGAUGUGUAACCGGAGCAUCGUAUAGCGACCGUAGAAUAGUUUUUAAUUGAAAUUUGUUAUUUUGGGCUUAAUUUGGAUGCACCAAAGCGGCUGAAAUUUAUGAUUUUUAUGUAAAAAUUUUGUUAUUGCCAAGAUUUUGCCUAGAUUAACAAAUGUCAGUAAUUUUAGGUAGCAAUUCGUUGUACCUUAUGUCAAAUAUACAAAAUACUCAAUAUGUACAAUAUGUAACAUGUCACGGUGAAAUAAAUCAUAUUGGCCGUAGCAGUGUCUCCAAAAUUGACAUCUAACGGAUAAACGCAGCGGAAGUACGCACAAUAACGCUCUGUCGCAACGAGUAUACAUUACCAGCGGUGCUUUUCUCUGAUCGUUAGGCUCAACUUAUAUUGCGGCGGAAUGGACGCGAAGCGAAUUUUUGUAACAAUUAUUAACUUUAUGGUCAAUUGUGUAACGUCCAAACUAGAUACGAGGCACAAUCUUGCGCGGAAUUCUGGCGAAUACGCGAGAUUUUAAUGUACAAUAGCGUUACAAAAAUUUGUUUCUAAUAUAAAUUGAGCCUUAGAUUCAGUUACUCCGUACCGGAAUUGCCUCGAAUUUUUAAUCGAAAUUGUACAUAACCAUCGUCCUUGACAGAGCGGCCGCGGCUUGACAGGGUUGAUGUGACUCGCCUCUCAAUAUCUCGCCAUAUCUCCCUCACUCGUGCUUUCAUGCAAAGGACCGCCCACUGCAGAUUUUAUCGGGUCCGUCCAUCGCAUGUGUGACCUUCCUUCCUAAUGAGCUUUACGUAACGUACAAACUAGAUACGAUACGGUUGCGGGAAUUCCCGAGACUUCGCGAGAAUUCUUCGAAAGACGCGUAAUCUCUUUUUUGGCUAUGUAAUUUGUACUUUACAUAAAUGACGAUAAAGUUCAUUAUUCUAGGGUUACAAAAUUCGCUUCCAUUUAGUUCCGCAGCAUUGCAAAUUACGCCUUACUUGUCACGACCAAUCUCGUAGACUUGAAUUGCCAUGGUCGAUCUAUAAAGGUGGCUUCCCACGGUCCGUGACUGCACGGGCCGCUCUGAUUUGCACGGGAGUGCUCGCGCCGCGACCCCUGGGCCGUGAGAAGCCAGCAUAAAUCUGUAAAUAAUCAUAGGACUCAGGUAAAAGACAAUUUGUUCUAACCCGGAUUAUUUGUACGGUGUGAUUCAAACUAUGGCCCACCUCACAUCUGCUGAAGAUGUGAGGUGGCGGCUACUAAUGACGCAGUGUGACUUAAUCUGGGUCGUAAUGGGCCGAGCGUGAUUGCGCGUACACAAUCUGCGUAACUUUCCGUAGAUUUUUACAUAGUUUUUUUUAUUAAAUCCAAAAAUAGACCACGCCCUUUAUUAGCAUGUCUAAACUUGGAAUAAAACGUAAAAACAAAUACUAACAAAAAAAAAUUCUAAGACCUAUUCAAGUCAGCGAAUAAAAUAAUCUAACAUAUAAAACAAACGAAUAUUUCAAUUGCCUUCAUAUUUGUUACUAAUGUCCAGUUGCACUAAACGUCUUAAACCAAUGCUUAAAUUGAUAAGAAGUUCUUUGUGAAAGAGUUUGUCCAGGGAAUUACUGCUACCUUACCUAUUUCUGUCGCCAAUCAGUAAUGUCAGCAUUA